UUCCAGUCCUGCCUUAGGUAUGAAGCCAGUUGGGGGACCUUGGGCCAGUCACUCUCUCCUAGCCUUAGGAAGAGGGUAGUGUGACAAGCAACAGCAAGCCACCUCCAUUACAGAGCCAGCUUGGUGUCAUGGUUAAGGGCACCAGACUGGACUUCAUGAGUUCUAGUCCGGCGUUAGACGCAAAGCUAGCCGGUUGGCUGUGGGUCAAUCGCUUUCAACCCAGGAAGAAGAAGGCAAGGGCAAAACGCUUCUGGAAACCUUGCCAAGAAAACUGCAGGGACUCAUCCAGGCAGCUGCCAGGAGUCAAGACUGACUCAACAGCACCAAAAACAAACAACAAAAUGGCAGGAUUCAUGUCAAUACCUGAUGCUGAAGGACUGGAUCUGGAUGGAUCUAUUGCAUCUCUGGUUUUAAGCUCCUCAGAGGCAUCUGUGCCACUGCUGUGAGAACAGAAUUUGAUUUGGCAGAGCAAUUCUUGGGUGUAAGAGUCUUUCUCCUUUAAUACAGAGGCUACUUCCUUGGCUGUAACUCACUCAUCUGCCAUCCCUCCUAAAAUGCGCUAGAGGUGGUGUGCAGGGUCUCUUCCUUUGGCUGCCUGGUUCCUCACCCACCCAGUUUUCUUAAAAAACAAAAACCCUCUGUGAGAUAGGCUAAGUAGGAGGAUAAUGAUCAAUCCAAGAUUUCCAACCAAUUUUGUAAUCAGAGAGUUGAAUCUAGGCUAAUAUUCUGUUAUGUUGUAAUGCUCUUGGUUUGGACCGGCCUGGGAAGACAGGAAACCUUCUGGAAGAAGCUUGGGGCAAGCCACUUCUGCGUAGUUCCCUAGGAAAGAACUUGGAUAGGUCUGUAUAAUUUCCAGGAGUUGAGUUCAACUCUUUACAUUUGUUUCUCCUCCACCAGCUAACCAGAGAGACAAAGUGAACAAGCAGGUGAAAUGAUGGUGAUGAGCAGAUCCAAGAGAAUCUCAGUGGUGGGCCAAUUGUCCAUUUUUGCGAGUACCUCCUGCCAGGAUUUGAAAAGGGCAAACUGACAAGAUAUUGGUUCAUCAGCUCUGACUUUGAGUUUUGGGAAUUGCCACUUAACAUAUAUGUAUUCUUACUUUAAGGAAGAUGUAGAUUCUUUCAUGAAACAGCCAGGAAAUGAGACCGCAGAUGUAGUGCUUAAGAAGUUGGAUGAACAGUAUCAGAAAUAUAAAUUUAUGGAGCUUAACCUUGCCCAGAAGAAAAGAAGGUUAAAAAAUCAAAUUCCUGAAAUUAAGCAGACAUUAGAGAUCUUAAAACACAUGCAAAAGAAAAAGGAAUCUACAAAUCUGAUGGAAACCAGAUUCUUAUUGGCAGAUAAUCUCUACUGUAAAGCAUCAGUUCCUCCUACAGAUAAAGUUUGUCUCUGGUUAGGGGCCAAUGUUAUGCUGGAAUAUGAUAUUGAUGAAGCCCAGGCACUGCUAGAAAAAAAUCUUACCACAGCUACAAGAAACCUUGAGUCUCUAGAAGAAGAUUUGGAUUUCCUUAGAGAUCAGUUUACAACUACAGAAGUCAAUAUGGCCAGAGUUUAUAAUUGGGAUGUAAAGCGAAGAAACAAGGAUGACCCUUCCAAGAACACAGCAUAGUUCUGCUAGUUUUAAAUAUGGUUUUGAUUUUUGAAGUAUUUACUUAUUUUUAAAACACCUUCCGGUUCAGCCUUUGAUGGACUGAGUUUAAUUUAAUCUCUUUGGUUGUUAACAUAAUGGUGAGCAUCUUCUUUUUUUAAAAAAAAGCAAAUUUUAUUUGGUCCCGUGCAUGCUUCAUGCAAUUGACUUGUUGGAAAAGGAGCCACAACAGUAUGUAGUGAAGAAGCCCCUCAGUAGAGUCUCUGGGAUUUGAGAGUGGGUCACUUUGCAGGCAGUGCUCUUUGGUCCAUAGGAUCGAUGAGAGAUCCACAGAAUAUAGUGUGGGGAAAGAUGUACAGCUGAAGUGAUAGGGAAUUGAAAACAUUGUUGUGUUUUUGGCAACUGACCCCUUUAAUCUCACCCUCCAGACGUUCUCUGUUUAAUUCUGUUCUGAAGAAUGGCUCAUCUUGGUACUUCGAAAGAUCAUAAUUGGCCUUUGAAGGGUUAAAUAAUAAAACGCUGCAUCCUGUUUGUGGUCUUAGUCAGUUCUGUGUAUACAUAAAUAUCAGCUCAUCCCGAUUUUUCAAACUGGGGGCAGCCAGAAGCUAAUAUUUUGCUGCAUUUUAUUGGCCCGCUGACCAUUCCUUCUGUUUGGUCCAGAUGUCUUAAUGCUUGCAAAGACACUUGCUGCAACCUCUGUGAAACAUGAACGGUGUAUUGCAGCUCAGCUUCAUUUGUUGUCAGGUUGAAUGUUAUUCCCAUGUUGCUUAUUAAGGAAGCCUUGCAAAAGCGUUGCCUUGACACCUUCCUUUCUUUGAAGCACACCUGAUGGCCGAAUUAGCACCAUAACUAGCUGCUCAGGUUUCACUUCACCAUUCAGUACAGAUGUUAACUGGCUUCUAGUUUCAUGUAAUAAACAAUAUCUGUAAA
Python bivittatus (Burmese python) is the source of this 2512-nucleotide messenger RNA. The record is from RefSeq and is a predicted model, not a curated record. Lineage: Eukaryota; Metazoa; Chordata; Lepidosauria; Squamata; Pythonidae.